GGGAGAUACAGAGGUUGUGUUUGUGUUGAGGUGUGUCACUCACAGGUCUGGAUGCAGAGGAGUAACAUGGCUGCUCACAGCAGCAGGGGCACUAGACUCUACUGGACCCUCCUGAGCCGCUACAGGGCCCGAGGACCGGGUCGGACCAGGACCGAACCGGGCCAACACAGGUGUCUGUCCUCCCUGCCUACGCCACCACCACCGGGCACCUGGAGCUCUGAGCUGUCCCGACAGUCGCAUCGGGAUCUGUACCGGCUCUCGGUCACCGAUCCGGAUCGCUUCUGGGGAUCCGCUGCCGCUGACCGACUCCGCUGGUUCGAACCAUUCCACCGGGUCCGGGACUGCGAACUCAGCAGCGGGAAGAUCAGCUGGUUCCUGGGAGGAAAGCUCAACGUGUCCGUAAACUGUCUGGACGUCCAUGUUGAGAAACACCCAGACCGAGUGGCUCUGAUCUGGGAGCGAGACGAACCUGGCACUGAGGUGAAGGUAACCUACAGAGAGCUGCUGGAGACCACGUGCCGCCUCGCCAACACCCUCAAGAGCCAUGGGAUCCAAAAGGGGGACAGGGUCGCCGUUUACAUGCCAGUGUCACCGCUGGCAGUGGCGGCCAUGUUGGCAUGUGCCCGUAUCGGUGCGGUGCACACUGUCGUGUUUGCUGGGUUCAGCUCAGAGGCUCUGGCAGGGAGGAUCCAGGAUGCUCAGUGUAAAGCCGUGGUCACCUGUAAUGAAGGCGUGAGAGGAGGCCGGCUCAUCGACCUGAAGUCUACCGUGGACGCAGCAGUGAAGAGCUGCCCGACUGUCCGACACGUGUUCGUCUCUCAGAGGACGGAAAACCCGGCGGUGAUGGGAGAGCUGGACGUCCCCCUGGAGGAGGUGAUGUCCUCUCAGUCUCCUGUCUGUCCCGCGGAGCCUCUGGACAGUGAAGAUCUUCUGUUUCUUCUCUACACAUCAGGAAGUACAGGGAAACCUAAAGGCAUCGUCCACACGCAGGCCGGAUACCUGCUGUACACCUCCCUGACACACCAGUACGUCUUUGACUACCAGGACGGCGACGUGUUCGGCUGCGUGGCGGACGUCGGCUGGAUAACGGGACACAGCUACGUGGUGUACGGCCCGCUGUGUAACGGCGCCACCACCGUCCUGUUUGAGAGCACGCCGGUUUACCCGAACCCAGGCAGGUACUGGGAGACGGUCCAGCGUCUGAGGAUCACUCAGUUCUACGGCGCUCCGACGGCUCUGCGUCUGCUGCUGAAGUACGAUGAGAGCUGGGUGAAGAAGUACGACCGCUCGUCUCUGCGGACGCUCGGGUCAGUGGGCGAGCCCAUCAACCAGGAGGCCUGGCACUGGUUCCACGGUGUGGUUGGAGACGGACGAUGUCCUUUGGUCGACACUUGGUGGCAGACAGAGACCGGUGGAGUCUGCAUCGCCCCACGUCCUGCAGAGGAAGGAGCUGCGAUCAUCCCGGCGAUGGCCAUGAGGCCGUUCUUUGGCAUCCAGCCGGUUCUAAUGGGAGAGAAGGGUGAACCUGUCUCAGGUAACUCUGUCAGUGGAGCUCUGUGUAUCAGCCAGCCGUGGCCCGGGAUGGCUCGGAGCAUCUAUGGAGACCACCAGAGGUUCAUCGAGGCGUAUUUCAAACCGUAUCCUGGUUGUUAUUUCACCGGCGACGGGGCGUACCGCUCACAGGACGGUUACUACCAGAUAACCGGACGCAUGGAUGAUGUCAUCAACGUCAGCGGUCAUCGUCUCGGCACGGCGGAGAUCGAGGACGCUCUGGAUGAACAUCCGGCUGUUCCAGAAACAGCUGUGAUUGGAUUCCCACAUGAUAUCAAAGGAGAAGUACCAUUUGCCUUCGUGGUUUUGAAGGAGGACUUUGUUGAUGACCCCCCCGCCGUCCUUCAGCAGCUCAGAGAACUCGUGGCCUCAAAGAUCGCCAAAUAUGCCGUCCCAGAGCACUUCCUGGUGGUGAAGCGGCUGCCAAAGACUCGCUCCGGGAAGAUCAUGAGGCGGAUUCUCAGGAAGGUUGCCAUGGAGACGACCGGCGACCUCGGCGACGUGUCAACUCUGGAUGACCCGUCUGUCAUCAAGGAGAUCAUGGAGGCCCACGAGCGGUACAGGAAGCAGCGAGGAGAGGCAGAGAAGAAGAACAAGAAGCUGUAGGAGGGGGGAGCGACUUCCUGUCUGUCGCCGCCAAGCGGGUCCUCAGGAAACCACAGGACGAGAAGAUGAAGACCAGGACGAGAAGAUGAAGACCAGGCCUCGCACUCAUCACACCUCUAAUGAUUAAACUGAAGAACACUCUGAAGAGGAGGGCUAGCUGUCCCCCCCGUUUCCAGUCUUUAUGUCAAGCUAAGCUAACCGGUUGCUGACAAGCUUCAUAUUUAGCAUUUAGACAAGAGAGUGGAAUCAAUGUGAACAAUGUGUGUGUGUGUGUGUGUGUGUGUGUGUGUGUGUGUUUUAAAACAUGAACCGUCGGAUGAGCUGUGAACGUCUUGUAGUGAACUUUCUAAAACCGUCGCUGCCUCGUGAUGGAAAAGUCUGUGUUUUGAUACUAAAUUCCAAUUUCUGAAUUUUGACGAUCAAUUUGAAAAUUUGGGUUAUGAAAAUAUUUAAUCUGUAAUCAUUUUAAAUUCGAUUUUAGAAUCAAGUGAAAAUUCAACUUUGAAUUCAGAAAUCUUUUUAUUCUUUUUUCCCAUUUGCCUCCACUCUUGAUUAUUUUCAUGGUUUAAACAGAUAAAUAUUUUGUGAACGUGAAGAGAUUUUAUAGAUUUAUAGUUUGGAGCUGAAAUCAUGUAUUAACAGCUAAUCUGAUCAGACUCAUGAAGGUGUCAUAAAUGUGCAGAAAUAAACUUCACUAAUAAACAUGAA
Messenger RNA from Chelmon rostratus (copperband butterflyfish), 2865 nucleotides. RefSeq names its product acyl-CoA synthetase short chain family member 1 (gene acss1). Bases 52 to 2157 code for a protein of 701 amino acids. The record is from RefSeq and is a predicted model, not a curated record. The transcript has 15 exons. Gene Ontology annotation, molecular function: acetyl-CoA synthetase activity; AMP binding. NCBI's taxonomy places the organism in Eukaryota, Metazoa, Chordata, Actinopteri, Chaetodontiformes, Chaetodontidae. Gene Ontology annotation, cellular component: mitochondrion.